This is a messenger RNA of Solanum pennellii, 1004 nucleotides long. RefSeq names its product mitogen-activated protein kinase kinase kinase 17-like. Gene Ontology annotation, biological process: protein phosphorylation. Gene Ontology annotation, molecular function: protein kinase activity; ATP binding. NCBI's taxonomy places the organism in Eukaryota, Viridiplantae, Streptophyta, Magnoliopsida, Solanales, Solanaceae. Bases 1 to 861 code for a protein of 286 amino acids. The record is from RefSeq and is a predicted model, not a curated record. The transcript is spliced from 2 exons.
AUGAAAUCGUAUGCUAUUACGAACAUAGUCGUUGGAUCUGUGGCAGCAGUUGUAGUUUUAAUUUCGUGUUGUUUUUACCGAAAGAAGAAGAGUCCUCCACUGACUCCGACUGUGACCGGUGAUUCUCCGGCUAUUCCUCCGCGGCCGAAGCCGUUACCAGCGAAUCGUCAUGUUGAAAAGCGUGAAGAUUUUACGGUAGAAAAGGGAAACAUAAUAUACAAUAUACUGUUAGAAUACGCACGGGGGAGUCUAUCGGAUCGACUCAACUCAGGCCGUGGAUUAGAAGAAAACGAAGUCAAACAAUAUGCGAAAUCGAUUCUACUAGGAAUUCGUGAAGUCCAUAAUCGUGGAUUCAUACAUUGCGAUAUCAAACCAUCAAAUGUUCUUCUGGUUGCUCACGCGGAUACAGGAAAAGUUACAGCAAAGAUUGCUGAUUUUGGGGUUGCCCUACAUCAGAGUCAAUGUAAAACAACUAAUGGACGACUAAGGGGAACCGUGUUAUACAUGGCACCGGAGGUGGUCCUAGAGGAUAAAUACGGACCCCAGGUUGAUAUUUGGAGUUUCGGUUGCACUGUCUUCGAAAUGAUUACAGGAAAACCAAUAUGGGAAUUAGACGAAUUGUGUAUAAUUAGGAUGGAAUCACCAGACUUACAAAACAGCAAAUUGUCCAGAUUAGCGGUGGAUUUCUUGAGAAAAUGUUUGGUUAGGGAUCACCGAGCUCGAUGGACGUCAGGUAUGUUGCUCCAACACCCUUUUCUUUCUUCUUUCUUGUUGAUCUUGUUUGUGUGUUUUUCCAGUUUUUCAAAGAAAAAGAGUGCUAGUCGUUGUUUAAUUGAGAAUAUGGUAUAUAGCUUUCAGUAACGUGAAUAGAUUCUGAAUGGAACCUUUUUCUGAUUAUUUUUUAAAAUAUAUCUAAGUUUAUUCUAUACGUGGGUAGUGGAUUCAGGUAUUUCAACUUUUUUUUGUGUAUCGGACAAUCUGUUGGAGGUUAUUACACACGCACU